CGGUGUAGCCUGAUUAUCCAAUCUUUAUACCUUUAUUGAGACAAAUAAUCAGAACGUACGGCGACUGUACAAUUAUCUUAUUUCAUUUACAAUUGUUUGGAUGAAAUCAACGUGAGCGAAAGUCAUACUGUUGUGCGGUCAUAAUUUCUUAUAAUUCGUGGUUAUAAUUUGAGUGCAGUUUCCAUUCAACAAUCAUGAUAACUGCGGUAACUAAAAAGUUGCUAUGGACAUCCCUUAUCCUAGUCUUACUGAUUGCAGCACUAGGUAUUGGUUUAGGAAUUGGAUUAAAUCGUGGCGCUGCUACAAACAGUGUUAGACAUUCAGGAAGUGUUGUUUCUAACGGUCAUGAAUGUGCAGCAAUUGGCGGGAAAAUUCUUCAACAAAUGAAUGGAAAUGCAGCUGAUGCAGCUGUAGCGACUUUAUUUUGUGAAGGAGUUGCUGUUCCGCAAUCGUGCGGAUUAGGAGGUGGAUUGUUUCUAACAGUUUACACAAAAGCCACUGGAAAAGUGGAAACCUUAAAUGCUCGCGAGGUCGCACCGAAAGCAGCAACUGAGGAUAUGUUUGUCGGCGUAGAUACAGUUACUGGCAUUAAGUCAGUAGCAGUUCCAGGUGAAUUGAAAGGAAUCUGGGAACUGCAUCAACGGUAUGGAAGCCUUCAAUGGAGAACAUUAAUUGAACCAUCUAUCGACUUGUGCCGCCAAGGCCACAUUGUUUCCCGAUACUUUGGAGAUGUUUUAAAAUUGCGAGAGGAUACAAUUACAAGUCAACCGUCAUUGGCAGAGGUAUUCAUAAAUCCAGAGACGAAUAGUGUGUGGGUAGAAGGAGAUAUAAUUAAACGACCAAAAUUGGCUGAAACACUAGAACUGAUAGCUGACGAAGGCGCGGACACUCUCUAUAAUAACGGCACUCUGUCGCAAAUGUUGGUCAAUGAAAUUCAGGAACUGGGUGGAAUAAUAACAAUCGAAGAUUUCAUGGACUAUUCUGUUCGCUGGGAGGACUCAAUUUCAACAACUUUUAUGAACAACACUAUUCACACAGUGCCAUUACCCGCUUCUGGAAGCGUUCUAAUAUUGAUACUCAAUGUACUUAAUGGAUUUCUACCGUCCGUGAAGAAUUUAACUUUUUACCAAAGAUUUGUGGAAUGUUUUAAGUUUGCUUUUGCUAAGCGAACUGAACUGGCCGAUUAUUUCUUUGUACCCGAGGUUUAUGAGACUUUCCAGCAAAUGUUGGACCCUGACUAUGCUCAGGAUAUUCGAUCCAAAAUUGAAGAUGAUCGCACGUAUCAAAAUUAUGAGCAUUACGGAGCAAACUUUUCUGUACCGGACGACCACGGUACUGCUCACAUAUCAGUUGUCGCUCCAAACGGGGAUGCUAUUGCAGUUACCACUACCAUAAACACAAUUUUAGGAUCAAAAGUUAGAUCACGGACAACUGGAAUCAUUCUCAAUGAUCAGAUGGAUGACUUCUCUACACCAGGCGUUACAAACGCAUUCGGUGUACCAGCCUCACCAGCCAAUUUUAUAGUACCGGGAAAGCGACCUCUUUCUUCAAUGUGUCCGACAAUUGUCAUCGACGAGCAUGGCGAUGCGAAAUUAGUAAUUGGAAGCGCGGGAGGAACUAGAAUAACUACAUCCGUUGCUUAUAUUAUAAUUUCGAUGCUAAUGUUCAAUGAACCACUGGCUGUGACACUUCCCGAAAGCCGUUUUCAUCAUCAAUUGGCGCCAAUGUACAUUGAUUAUGAAAUUGGAUUCAAUGAUACGAUUUUGCAAGGACUGAUCGGUAUUGGUCAUGAAGUCUAUACGGAGGCAACAACGUAUGGAUUUGUAGCUGUUACAGCUAUUGCGCGUGAAAACAAUCAACUGACCGCCAUGUACGACAAUCGGAGGCAUGGUAGCACCUUUGUGUUUUAGGGUAGUUUUUUUUCGCUUUAUUUAUUAUAUUGACUAUGAAAGGAUGACUUUGUUUUAAAUGGGUAAGCUUGAUCGGUAGAAGUAGAAAGAAAUACUACAGUGGAGUC
Molecule: messenger RNA, 2017 nt
Organism: Bradysia coprophila
Lineage: Eukaryota; Metazoa; Arthropoda; Insecta; Diptera; Sciaridae
Product: glutathione hydrolase 1 proenzyme-like
Biological process (GO): glutathione catabolic process
Cellular component (GO): plasma membrane
Molecular function (GO): glutathione gamma-glutamate hydrolase
Source: RefSeq, a predicted model, not a curated record